CUCUCUACACUAUGGCUGAGACAAAGGGGGCAUUUGAUUUUGCAAUCGACCGGGGUGGCACCUUCACCGAUGUGUUUGCCCGACUGCCUGAUGGUCGAGAGAGAGUCCUUAAACUGCUGUCCCGGGACCCCCAGAACUACAAAGAUGCUCCCACUGAGGGGAUACGCAGAGUCCUGGAGGAGGAAACAGGCCGGGUCUUUCCUCGUGACCAGCCUGUCGACACCUCUCUGAUUGGCUGGAUCAGAAUGGGCACGACUGUGGCAACCAACGCACUGCUGGAGAGGGAGGGAGAAAGGACCGCGCUCUUGGUCACACAGGGCUUCAAGGACUUGUUGCACAUUGGCACACAGGCCAGACCAAAACUGUUUGACUUGGAGGUCGCUGUUCCUGAAGUGCUCUAUGAAGAGGUGAUCGAGGUGGAUGAGCGAGUUGUGCUAAUGCAAGAGGGCUGCCAGCUCCCGAAGAAAGGUCCAAAACGUGUUGUCACAGGCAGCACAGGAGAUUCCCUGGAGGUGUGGAGGGAGCUGGAUCUGGACAAAGUGGAGAAAGACCUGAGAGGAGUUCUGUCUCGCGGGAUCACCAGCCUGGCUGUACUUCUGCUGCACUCGUACACAUGGUCCGAUCACGAGAAAGCUCUAGGCGCCCUAGCGCGUCGUCUGGGCUUCACCCAGGUGUCUCUGUCCAGCGAGGUCAUGCCUAUGGUGCGGGCAGUGCCUCGGGGAUACACUGUCUGUGCGGAUGCCUACCUCACACCCAAAAUCCAUCAGUAUUUAAAAGGCUUUACCUCUGGGUUCAAGAGUGGCCUGAAGGAUGUGGACGUUCUCUUCAUGCAGUCCGAUGGCGGUCUGACUCCAAUGGAGCAGUUCUGCGGCUCUCGGGCCGUUCUUUCCGGCCCAGCGGGAGGUGUGGUGGGAUACGCCAUCACAUCUUACAGCCAGAAGGAGAAAAAACCUGUGAUUGGUUUUGACAUGGGCGGAACAUCCACUGAUGUAAGUCGUUAUGCAGGCCAGUAUGAACACGUGUUUGAGGCUACCACAGCUGGAGUCACCCUGCAAGCUCCUCAGCUGGACAUCAACACUGUGGCUGCAGGUGGAGGAUCACGACUCUUCUUCAGAUCAGGAAUGUUUGUGGUCGGACCAGAGUCUGCUGGUGCACAUCCAGGACCAUCCUGUUACAGAAAAGGUGGUCCUCUGACUGUAACAGAUGCUAACUUAGCCCUGGGUCGGCUGCUCCCCUCCUUCUUCCCAAAGAUCUUUGGGCCAGGAGAGAACGAACCGCUGUCAUUGGAAGAAACCAUGAAGCAUUUCCACCAACUGACCCAGGAGAUCAACCUCUUCUUGUCUUCUAAACAAUCUCAGGGUAACACGAAUGGUGCCAAUCACUCGGACAACCAAUCAUCAGAGAUGAGUGUUGAGGAGGUUGCUAUGGGAUUCAUUCGGGUUGCCAAUGAGGCCAUGUGUCGGCCAAUCAGAGCUCUGACACAGGCUAAGGGCCAUGACACAUCUCAGCACGUGUUGGCAUGUUUCGGUGGUGCAGGUGGUCAACAUGCCUGUGCUAUUGCCCGAGCCCUGGGAAUGAAGACUGUCUUUAUACAUAAAUACAGUGGCGUGUUGUCAGCCUAUGGUCUGGCUCUGGCUGACGUGGUGGAGGAGGUGCAGGAGCCAUGCUCGCUGACGUACGAGCAGAACUCUUUCAAGGAACUGGAUCAGAGGGUAGAGCGUCUCUCAAAACGUUGCCACGAUACACUCUGUGCACGUGGAUUCACCAGUGGUCAGAUCACCACUGAGGUUUUCCUCCAUCUGCGGUACAAGGGCACUGACUGCGCUCUCAUGGUAACUGCUACCGGUUACCCCAGCAACACCCAGUCCUGUCGAGCUGGAGACUUCUGCAGCGCCUUCACUAAGCGUUAUCUGAAGGAGUUUGGAUUCACUAUCCCGGACAGACCCAUCAUGGUUGAUGACAUCAGAGUGAGGGGUUGUGGGAAAUCUGGUAUCAAAUCAGUGUAUAAAACGACGACAGGACAUGGACAGGCCAAACCAGUCACGAAGACCAAGUGUUACUUUGAGGAAGGUUACCUGGACACAUGUGUGUAUCUGUGGGAGGAGCUGCUCUGUGGUCCCAGCAUCCAGGGACCGGCCAUCAUCAUUGACAAAAACAGUACCAUCCUCGUGGAGCCGUGCUGUGAGGCCCGUCUGACAGAAGGGGGCGACGUUUGUAUGACUGUGGGCUCUGACCCUCACUGUGUCCUCGGCACUGAGCUCAACACCGUGCAGCUCUCCAUCUUCUCCCACCGCUUCAUGAGCAUAGCAGAACAAAUGGGCCGAGUUCUCCAGAGAACCUCCAUCUCCACCAACAUAAAGGAGCGACUCGACUUCUCCUGUGCUGUGUUCGGACCAGACGGAGGUUUAGUGUCCAAUGCUCCACACAUCCCUGUACACCUGGGCGCCAUGCAAGAGACCGUCCAGUACCAGAUCAAGUCUUUGGGGAACAAGCUGAAAGAAGGCGAUGUUAUCCUGAGUAACCACCCUUGUGCCGGGGGCAGCCACCUCCCAGACCUCACAGUUAUCACACCGGUGUUUAGGAAGGGGGUGAGUUGUCCGGUGUUCUUUGUAGCCAGCAGGGGGCACCAUGCAGACAUCGGAGGCAUAACUCCAGGCUCCAUGCCCCCCCACUCUACCUCCCUGCAGCAGGAGGGGGCCGUCUUCACUUCCUUUAAACUCGUCACUGGUGGCGUCUUCCAGGAAGAAGCGGUAACUGAAGCUUUGAUGGCUCCGGCCCAGUACCCAGACUGCUCUGGGACUCGUAAUCUCCAUGACAACCUGUCAGACCUGCGGGCUCAGGUGGCAGCCAAUCAGAGAGGCAGCCAGCUGGUUGGGGAGUUGAUUGACAGCUACGGGUUAGCUGUUGUUCAGGCUUAUAUGGGAUACAUUCAGAGUAAUGCAGAGCUGGCAGUGAGGGACAUGCUGAGAGACUUUGCACGUCGUCGCGGGCAACAGACUGGCUCCUUGGAGGUGGAGUCUGAGGAUUUCAUGGAUGAUGGGACCCCAAUAAGACUGCGGGUUCAGAUUAAUGAGGAGAAGGGCAGUGCAGUGUUUGACUUCACAGGGACGGGCACAGAGGUGUGGGGGAACUGCAACGCUCCACGUGCCAUCACCCUCUCUGCCCUCAUCUACUGCCUGCGCUGCAUGGUCGGACAGGACAUCCCCCUCAACCAGGGCUGUCUUGCACCAAUCAAAGUCAUCGUCCCCCCCGGCUCGAUCCUCCAGCCCUCCAAGAAUGCAGCUGUGGUUGGAGGAAAUGUGCUCACGUCCCAGAGGGUGGUUGACGUCAUCUUUAGGGCGUUUGAGGUGUGCGCUGCUUCGCAGGGCUGCAUGAACAACAUUUCAUUUGGCAGUGAGAGCGUAGGUUAUUAUGAGACGGUUGCUGGGGGAGCAGGGGCGGGGCCAAGCUGGACUGGGCGGAGUGGAGUUCACAGUCACAUGACCAACACCCGAAUCACUGACCCGGAGAUUUUGGAGAAGAGAUAUCCGGUCAUUUUAGAGCAGUUUUCUCUGCGGCCCGGCUCAGGAGGAGCUGGAAAUUACUGCGGUGGAGAUGGAGUGAUACGGAAACUUAUGUUCAGGAGCAAAGUGGUGUUAUCUGUUCUGACAGAAAGGCGCUCCACCCGCCCCUACGGCCUGCAGGGGGGUGAGGACGGAGCAGCAGGGAUGAAUCUGCUUCACAGAGCAGACGGUCGAGUCCUUAACCUGGGAGCCAAAACCAGCAUCAGCCUUCAGCCUGGGGACAUGUUCUGCCUCUACACUCCUGGAGGAGGGGGGUAUGGAAGAGAGGAGGACACAAACAAGAGACCCCAGACAAAGCGUAGGCGCUUGAAUGAGACAUUCCCUGAGAGAGGCAGCGUCUUCGAAUACAGGAUGGCCCAAGAAGGAGUGUGAAGGGAAACAGAGAGAGAGAGAGAGAGAGAGGACAGAAAAGUGAGAGGAGGAGAAGGAAAAAAGGUGGGGCGAUUACAGGAUCUCAAGCGGAGAAAGGGAUCCAUAAGAGAGAGUGAGAAAGAGGUACUUUGACAAAGAUGGAAACAAUAGGUGCUAAUUAGAGUUUUAUCACUUUACUGUGAGAUAUAAAUAAAGCACACGUCAUAAAGGAAACACUUAUAACCACAAGAUCCUUUUUUUGAAUACUUGAUGAUCAAUAAGACUUCCGUUAGGGACAAAGAAUAAGUUAAAGUUACACUCCACAUUUUAGCGGGAAUGUUACUCUUUAUUUAACGAGAGAAAACUACCGGUAACUAACCCUGAGCCAGUCAGAUUUUUGACACCAAAUUCGGUCUAUAUUUUUUAUUUUAUGUAGACCCAAACUUUUCUGUGUAAGGGGAAAGACACUUUUUAAUUUUGUGUGCAGAAAUAUUUUUCAGUUUUGUAUUUGUUUCGAUCUAGCUAUGUUUUAGACAAAAAAAACAGUAAGAAUGAGAUGCAGUUCUGUUUUAAACUGGAGUAACCACAUUAACCAAACAGAUAUUGUUUCUAUUUUACUGUAGUUGUUUUAAUAGUACAUACAAAUAAACUCCAUUUCUACUAA
Molecule: messenger RNA, 4578 nt
Organism: Labrus mixtus (cuckoo wrasse)
Lineage: Eukaryota; Metazoa; Chordata; Actinopteri; Labriformes; Labridae
Gene: oplah
Product: 5-oxoprolinase, ATP-hydrolysing
Exons: 28
Coding region: 12-3935 (1307 amino acids)
Biological process (GO): glutathione metabolic process
Cellular component (GO): cytosol
Molecular function (GO): 5-oxoprolinase (ATP-hydrolyzing) activity
Source: RefSeq, a predicted model, not a curated record